Molecule: messenger RNA, 2338 nt
Organism: Chrysemys picta bellii (western painted turtle)
Lineage: Eukaryota; Metazoa; Chordata; Testudines; Emydidae
Gene: IL5RA
Product: interleukin 5 receptor subunit alpha
Biological process (GO): cytokine-mediated signaling pathway
Cellular component (GO): membrane; external side of plasma membrane
Molecular function (GO): protein binding; cytokine receptor activity
Source: RefSeq, a predicted model, not a curated record
AAGAAUCUGUCCCUGAGUGGCGGUAGCUAGGUUGAUGGAAGGAUUCUGUCAUUGACCUAUCCAAUCCACAUUUACACCUGGGUUAGGUCAGCAUAACUACAGGCUACAGCUCUCACGGGAAUGAAUGUGUCACACCCCUGAGUGCCGUAGCGAUACCAAUCUAACUUUUAAGUGUAGACCAGGCUGAUGUGGCAUAGCUAGGAAGAAGUUUUUUCUGCCAAUGCAGGACCACCACCUGCUCAAAUAAUAUUAGCUUUGGCAACAGAAGGACUCUUCUGUUAGUGUAGCUGCAUCUAUACUGGGUGUGUUUGUCAACAUAGCUAUGACGGUAUAAAUUUUAAGUGUAGACCAAGCCUAAAACUAGCCUCCUUUUUAUCCCGUUCCAGAAACUUUCCAUUGAUGACAGUAGGGGAAAGGUUGCGAAAGAUUGGCAGCUAAGUGGCGGACUGAGUAUGGGACUAAAUGUGAGCGGAAAAUGCAGGCCGUUCAGUGAACUCUGUCCGGCAGACCCUGCCAAGAUAUGGUUUAGCGCAGUUCAGCAUUUUUUUGUCUGUAAACAAGUCAGCUUAUAUAAUGUGUAUAAUUUAUGAAUGCAAUGAAUGUAGCCAGCUGUUGACCCCAUGUAAUCUUGAAAUAAGCGCUGGGGGAUAUAGCAUUGCAGCGGACUCCCUUGGGUGGAGUCCUGCCUGGCCAGCUGUCCCGAACGGUCAAAGUUCCCUGCAGUCCCUCCGCGCACCCUGGGACUCUCCGCGCAGCUUAAAGUGCUAUGGCCAUCGUGGUGAGCAUUUUUCCAGUUCUCCUUUGGAGAAUGAUGGCAUUUCAGACAAACUUAUUGCAAGCUAAAGGAAUUCAGGUUCUCCCACCUGUUAAUUUCACCGUCACAGUCUCUGCACUAGCAGAAGUACUUUUGCAAUGGAAACCAAACCCUGAUCAGGAAAAGAAUGACACUGUUAAAUAUGAGGUGGAUAUUAUGACUCCUACGUUGGACCCAUUUAAUACAAAGAAAACUUGCAGUACCCGUACGGUUGUGCUUCAUAAUGGUUUUUCUGCACGUAUUCGGACAUUGCUUCCCUAUAACAACUCACAAAUGGAAAGUAACUGGGUUACAGCUAAACUUCAAGCCCCACCAGGUGCUGUUGAGACAUCAGUCACUAACUUGUCCUGUGUGAUUUACAUGGCCAUUAAUAAUACUGCAUCUCUUCAUUGCAACUGGCUUGCUGGCAAAGAGGCACCAGAAGAUACAAAAUACUUUCUAUUUUACAGGUAUAAUAGCUACACUGAAGAAUGCCAAGAAUAUAGUAAAGACAACUGGAAGAGAAAUAUUGGUUGCCGAUUUUCAAACACUUACAUAAAGACAAGUGAAAUUGACGAAGUCGUCGUCGUACACAUUAAUGGGUCAAGCAAGUACACUGCAAUCAAACCUUUUGAACAGUUAUUUAAUCCAAAUGCCAUUGAGAAAGUGAAUCCUCCCAGAAAUGUCACCGUGUCUUUAAAACAAAACAACCUUCUGGUCAUGUGGGAAAUGCCAGAUUCUUUUUUCAUAAAGGAAUGUUUUGAAUAUGAAUUUAACAUCUACAACUGGAAGACGGGUUACAAAAAGACAUGGGAAACUAAGUUAAAUAGUUUCAGUUUAAGGAUUGAUGACACCUGCAGAUAUUCCAUAAAGAUAAGAGCUAAUCAUCAAUCAUGGUGUAGUGAAGGAAUUUGGAGUGAAUGGACUGAAUCUGUUUAUACUGGAGAAAACCAGCCAAGGACUUCAUUAGACUCCAAGGCCUACAUGGUUCUCAUUGCGCUUAUAGUAUUCGUAUGUGCCAUGUCAUUGCUUAUUGCUAUAAUAUGCAGAAAAUAUCACUUAUGGAGCAGACUAUUUCCACCAAUUCCAACACCCCAAAACAGUAUAAAAAAUCUGUUUUUAAAUAAGAGCUAUCAGAGAGCACGUACCUUUACCAGUGAAACGGAAACAGAAAUUGGAAGUUGCUUUGAAGAUCUUGGAAGUUAUGUUGAAGACCUGUCUUCGGAUGUCCUUGAAGAUUCUUGUAAUUCUUGUAAUCUGUAAUCCAUUCAUGAGCUUGAAAUUAACGGGAGUGUUACUGCAAGUGACAACAUCUUAGAUUGGAUGAACCUUCAGAUCAUACCAUCAUCAGUGCUUCAAAGACAGAAAAAUGUGUUGCUUCCAAGAGGUGAAGUUGCUUAAUUCCAAGCUAACACAUACAAAUGUCACUUUUUAAGAAAAAAGUGAGUACAUUCUAUGACACUCUGUACCUCGGGGGGGACACCCUACACCCCCAUGUUCAUCUUUAUAAAAUGAUUGUGUGGUAUCCAAUGCAAAGUUUGUCAU